Penaeus chinensis is the source of this 1074-nucleotide messenger RNA. Its product is annotated as spidroin-2-like. The record is from RefSeq and is a predicted model, not a curated record. The coding region runs from base 1 to 1074 and encodes 357 amino acids. The transcript has a single exon. NCBI's taxonomy places the organism in Eukaryota, Metazoa, Arthropoda, Malacostraca, Decapoda, Penaeidae.
AUGGCGAUGGCGUGUCUGGUGGUCGCUGGCGGUGGCGGCUACGGUGCGCGCGGAGGCCGAAAGAUCGACGGCUCCUCCGGGGGCUUCGGAGUCGGUCUUGGCAGCGGGCACGGAGCGCACGGAGGGCACGGGGCGCACGGGCACGGAGCGCACGGAGGGCAUGGAGCGCACGGAGGGCACGAGGAGCACGGGCACGGAACACACGGAGGCCGCAGCAGCGGAGGCGGCAGCGUGGUCCGCGCCGUGCUCGUCGGCAAAGGAAUUCUCCCCAACAGUGCAAUCAAAAGUGGCCACGGUGGAGGCCAUGGCCAAGCCACCGCCUACAGCGCCGGUCCAGCACCUGGCCCCUUUGGCCCCGGACCUGCUGGAAGGGACGACUUUGGCUCUCCAGAAGUCACCGGCUUUGGCCCUGGCCCAGUUGAUAAUGCCAACUUUGGCCCGGUUCAAGCUGGUGGCGCCAGCUUUGGCCCUGGCCCAGUUGACGCUGGUAGCUUUGGCCCUGUUCAAGCUGUUGGUGCCAGUUUUGGACCUGGCCCAGUUGACGCUAGUAGCUUUGGCCCUGUUCAAGCAGGUGGCGCCAGCUUUGGCCCUGGUCCAGUUGACGCUGGUAGCUUUGGCCCUGUUCAAGCUGUUGGUGCCAGUUUUGGACCUGGCCCAGUUGAUACUGCUGUCUUUGGCCCUGGCCCAGUUGACAGUGGUACUUUUGGCCUUGAUACUGGUAGUUUUGGCCCCGUUCAAGAUAGUGGCGCCAGCUUUGGCCCCGUUCAAGUUGGUGGUGCCAGUUUUGGCCUUGGUCCGGUUGACACUGGUAGCUUUGGCCCUGUUCAAACUGGUGAUGCCGCUUUUGGUCCUGGCCCAGUUGAGAGUGCCGGCUUUGGCCCUGUCCAAGCUGGUGGUGCCAGCUUUGGCCCUGGCUCAAUCGGUAGCUCCAACUUCGGCUCUGGCCGAGCUGAUACUGCUGGCUUUGGCCCUGGCUCAGCUGCCACAGCUGGCUCUUCCGUUGCAAGCAACAACGUCGGUCUAGUUUCUUCCAGGACCGGAUCUGCUCAACCCAAAAGAGGCUACGGUUAUUAG